CAACGUGUAAACAUGGCGAAUCGUUAACUAUUUAUCCCUUUCAAUCUCCAUUAUAUUCUUUUCUUGUUGAGGAGCCUUGAAAUCUCACUAGUUAUAUUUCUUUGUUCUAGUCUUGUCUUCAUUUUUUCGCUCUCCCUCCUUUUUUGGUUGUUGUGCCACCAAAAAUGGCUAAUGUUACACCUAAUGGUUCGGUGCCACACAACCACGUAGGAGCAGUGCUUCCAACAAUUCCCACAAUCAAAAUUGAUGAGAAGCAAACCCUAGCCACCAGCGAAGACCACACCAGCAUUGACUAUUUACAAAGGGCACAGUGGCUUCGUGCAGCCGUUUUAGGAGCCAAUGAUGGGUUGGUUUCGGUUACAUCAUUAAUGAUGGGUGUAGGAGCUGUUAAGAGAGAUGAAAAGGCUAUGCUACUUGCUGGUUUUGCAGGAUUAGUUGCAGGAACUUGUGGCAUGGCAAUAGGAGAGUUUGUUGCUGUGUGCACUCAGUAUGAAGUUGAGCUAGGUCAAAUGAAGAGAGACAUGAACAUGACUGUGGGAGAGGAGAAAGACUUGGAGAUGGGGAUGGAGAAAAGAGCAUUGCCUAAUCCAUUGCAAGCUACUUUGGCAUCUGCAGUGUCCUUUUCAAUUGGUGCAUUGGUGCCUCUACUUUCAGCUGCUUUCAUAGAAAACUACAGGAAUAGGGUUAUUGUGGUUGUGGCAAUGGCUAGUUUGGCUUUGGUGGUGUUUGGAAGUGUGGGGGCUCAGCUGGGAAAAACUCCUAAGUUAAAAUCUUGUGUAAGGUUCCUUCUUGGAGGAUGGAUAGCCAUGUCCAUCACUUUUGGGUUAACUAAAUUAAUGGGUGCUAGCGCUUUAGAAUAAUAAUGAAUAAGGAUGUGGAUUUUAGUGACUAAUUACCACUCCAUUGUGUUUUAGGAACAAGAUUAGUUUGUCAGCUGAGAACCUUAAUUACUACUAGCUUUGUUUUCAAGUAGUUCUACAUUUCUUGUUUGAGAUAAGUCAAUAAGAAAAGUUAAAAAGAUUUA
Molecule: messenger RNA, 1024 nt
Organism: Glycine soja
Lineage: Eukaryota; Viridiplantae; Streptophyta; Magnoliopsida; Fabales; Fabaceae
Product: nodulin-21-like
Exons: 2
Coding region: 165-860 (231 amino acids)
Biological process (GO): intracellular manganese ion homeostasis
Cellular component (GO): membrane
Molecular function (GO): iron ion transmembrane transporter activity; manganese ion transmembrane transporter activity
Source: RefSeq, a predicted model, not a curated record